This is a messenger RNA of Clavispora lusitaniae ATCC 42720, 597 nucleotides long. RefSeq names its product mitochondrial 37S ribosomal protein bS18m. NCBI's taxonomy places the organism in Eukaryota, Fungi, Ascomycota, Pichiomycetes, Serinales, Metschnikowiaceae. Gene Ontology annotation, biological process: mitochondrial translation. The record is from RefSeq and is a predicted model, not a curated record. Gene Ontology annotation, molecular function: small ribosomal subunit rRNA binding; structural constituent of ribosome. Gene Ontology annotation, cellular component: mitochondrial small ribosomal subunit; ribosome.
AUGUUGCGGCUUCUCCAGAAAAGGCUGUUUUCUUCACCGGCGGCAUUAUGUUUCUCCCUGUCGCCCAUGUCCGCUUUUUCGCGCUCGCUAGCUGCGGGCAAAGUGCUUCCGUCAAGCCCAGAAAUGAAAACUCCAGCAUGGGCCGAGUCUGAGUCCAACGAAAGCGCCAUUACAAAGAAAGUGGUGGGAUUGGCCAGAUCUUUGCAAGAAACAGGCCGCCCUCCAAUCUCUAUUGCAAAGAACUUCUCUAAGAACUUUGUUGCUGGUCAGUUGUACGAUCCAUUUGACUUCUCGAUGGAUCGCUUGGACAUGGAAGCGAAAUGGGAAAAGCGCAGACGUGACCCUGCCAGAAACUACAGAAAUGGCGAAAAUGAUGUUUUCGUCCGCACAGGCAUCGACCCGCUCGAUUUGUACUCGAUGCCAGAGAUUUUAUCACGGUUUGUGUCUUCUACGGGCCAGAUCUUGCCUCGGGAGGUGACUGGGUGCAACGCCAAAAACCAGAAAAAGUUGGGCAUUGCAAUCAAGAGAGCUAGAAGCGUCGGCUUGUUGUCGACAACCCACAGACACGCCAGAUACAUGCCAAAACGUAUCUUGUAA